This is a messenger RNA of Dalotia coriaria, 2888 nucleotides long. RefSeq names its product S1 RNA-binding domain-containing protein 1-like. The coding region runs from base 713 to 2671 and encodes 652 amino acids. The record is from RefSeq and is a predicted model, not a curated record. Gene Ontology annotation, biological process: nucleobase-containing compound metabolic process; translation. NCBI's taxonomy places the organism in Eukaryota, Metazoa, Arthropoda, Insecta, Coleoptera, Staphylinidae. The transcript is spliced from 6 exons. Gene Ontology annotation, molecular function: structural constituent of ribosome; mRNA binding.
GUAGUUAUUAUAUUAUGCAAUAAUUUUAUAUACAAUCGAUAUUCCGUGAUAAAUUGUUAUCGCUUACACAAUGCACAAAUCACCAAGUUCGAGAGCGUUACUUUAUCAGUACAGUCUCAUCUCUAGUUCAAAUCAUUUGCGAAAUUGUUGUUAAAAAUGUGUAAAUAUAUAUUCUGUUGCUGCUGUUGUAGCAACGGAGUAGAAAAACUCGUAGAAGAAAGUGACACUUCAACAGUGGUAACAGAACAGCCCCAUCUAUCGGAACCCAUUUCAAACUUACAACCUAACCUCAACUCAGAGCCAUCUAGUCCUGUUUUAGAACCACCAACAAAACAAAAAUCAGAACCCCCACAACUGAAUAAUCAAAACACAGUGAAACCUAACCCAAUUCAACGUAUUCCCAAAGUCACACGAGUGAUAUCUAACCUCAACUCAGAGCCAUCUAGUCCUGUUUUAGAACCACCAACAAAACAAAACUCUGAACCCCCACAACUGAAUAAUAAAACCACAGUGAAACCUAACCCAAUUCAACGUAUUCCCAAAGUCCACCAGUGAUAUCUAACCUCAAAGCAGAGCCAUCUUGGCAAACAUAUCAACUUCUACAAAAGAACACAAUUUAAGUGUAAAUACAGCACAGCAACUUGUGCAACUUUUCGCUGAAGGUAACACUUUACCAUUUAUCGCACGACAUCGCAAAGACAUCAUUGGUGCAAUGACAACUGAAGAGCUACGCAACAUAAAAGCAACCUAUGAUAAACUUCUACAAUUGAGACGUGAUCUCGUACGAAUUCAUUCCGUGAUUGUGUCAAUGGAAAUGAUGAGUAAAGAGUUGCAUACCACGUUGAUGAAUGUCAAAAGUCGUGAAGCUCUUGACGAAAUGUAUGCGCCAUAUGAAACCGUUGCAGAGAAGAAAGCGUCAGCAGAAAGGCAAAAACUAGCGGUUUGCGAAGAAUACGCAAACAUGAUUCUUCAAGGUGCGUCACCAAUAAUCAAUUCGGUGGAUAAAACAACAAUUAUACAACUUGUCGCAGCGAAAAUUUGUAGUUCCCAACCAUCUUUGGAGUAUUUACAAUCGUUGUGCAAACAAGCACAUUGUUCUUUAAGUUGUAAUCGAUUAAACUAUCAAAAAUUUAAUCAUAAAUAUCAUGGUUACUACAAUCGGACAUUUAUAACCAAAGAUUUGAAAGCACAUCAGAUUUUAGCUAUAAAUCGCGCUGAAAACUUGAAAUUAAUCAACGUCACGCUUGGUUUCGCUGAUUUUUCCUUUGCGUAUUACAAUCACAUUCGAAAACAUUUCCCGAAAGCAUUAUCAGCGAAUGUUUUUGUUGAAUCGAUGAAGUUUUGUUACAAAAAUAAAGCUGUGCCGUUGUUAAAACGUAUGAAACGCGCAGCUUUGACUGAUUUUGCGCAAAAAUCAGCUCUGGAUGUGUAUACAAGUAAUGUAAAGCAAUUAUUAUUGACAACUCCGGUGAAAAACAAGCGAAUUUUGGGUGUUGAUCCAGGGACAAGUCUUGGAUGUAAACUGGGAUUGAUUUCGGAGACUGGGGAAGUUUUAGCGACUGGUGUAGUCUUCCCGAAUGCACAUAAUCGUGAACAACAGAAACAAAAGUUUAGGAAUAUGCUAAAACAACAUCAUUGUUCCUUAAUAGCGAUUGGUAAUGGCACUGGAUGUCGCGAAGCGGAAGCAUGGAUCUCCGCCAUGAUUUCCUGUAAUUAUUUUGCUCCCCUGCAAGUUUCCUAUACAAUUGUCAAUGAAAACGGCGCAUCGAUUUAUUCUUGCAGUCCUGAAGCCAUUAGAGAGUUCAAAAACAUGGAUCCCAUUCUUAUUGGUGCUAUCUCCCUGGCGCGUAGAGUACAAAACCCUCUCUCGGAAUUGGUAAAAGUUGAACCCCGGCACAUGGGUGUCGGUAUGUACCAACAUGAUCUGGACCCUGAUCGUCUCAAACACGCUUUGGACGAAGUCAUCUCUGAAUGUGUCAGUUUUGUUGGUGUUGAUGUAAACACCGCCUCACAGUGUUUAUUGCGCCACGUAGCGGGUUUAUCUGAUUCCUUAGCUGAUGAAAUCAUUUUGCAUCGCAACCGUCAUGGCGACUUUACCCAACGUAAAGAUAUCUACAAAGUGCGUGGUAUUAACACGCUCACAUACAAACAAUGCGUUGGUUUCUUGAAGGUUUUAAACGGUGCUAAUAAACUGGAUGAGACUUCUGUUCAUCCAGAGUCUUAUGAAGUGGUGAGACGUAUUAUGAAGACGUUAAAAAUGCGUCAGGAUCAAGUGGGGACUGGUACAUUCCGUGUGAAGGUGAUUGAACAUCGUGGUGUGUUUAUGAUUGGGUAUAAGAAGUUGGGCACGAGUAGAGAGCGUUUGGAAUGUAUUUUGGACGGGUUAACUGAGAAGGAGGAAGUGCGCGAGACGCCAUUUUGUGAGCGGAUGUUCCGGAGUGAUGUUAGGAACGUGCAUCAACUCUAUGUAGGUAUUGAGCUUACUGGCGCAGUGACUAAUGUGACAACAUUUGGUAGUUUUAUCGAUGUAGGAGUUGGGAUUAAAGGAUUAGUGCAUGUAAACAACGCAAAGGGUGUAAAUUUGCAGAUUGGUAAUCGUGUUAAGGUUAUGGUUUGCAAUUUGAACAAAAACCGACAGCGGAUUGGUUUAAAACUUAUAAAAGUUUUGUAAAUAAGUUGGGUAUUUAAAUUUUGUUGAGUUUUACACGUUUUGUACAUAAACCCCUACUAAUAUUAUAAAUGCGAAAGUCCUGAUGUUUGUUACACUUUCACGCAAAAACUACUUAACCGAUCAUCAUGAAAAUUUGUACACAUAUUCAUAGUGGUCCCCGAAUGGUUAUAGGCUACUUUUUAUUUAAUAAAAACAAUUACUUUUGAAAUAAAAUAAA